Dissoconium aciculare CBS 342.82 is the source of this 1550-nucleotide messenger RNA. RefSeq lists its product as uncharacterized. The record is from RefSeq and is a predicted model, not a curated record. The coding region runs from base 301 to 1191 and encodes 296 amino acids. The transcript has a single exon. Lineage: Eukaryota; Fungi; Ascomycota; Dothideomycetes; Mycosphaerellales; Dissoconiaceae.
UGGUGAUAGAUGAGAGAAACAGUUCAGAGAACGGAUAUAAAUUGUUGCGGUAACAGGCCGACCGACCACGUCUAAAUUCUCUCCUUCAACAUGUAUCACACAUCUGAUAAGCCCCACCAAGAUCGGCCGUGGAAGAACCGUUUUGUGUCAGGGCAAAGUGACGCAACAACGUCCAAAAUCAUAAAAUACCUAAUGCAGCAACAGAAAAAACGUCGUCGACCGUGAUGGACAUUUUAUCCAACCAAUUACAACAACCCAAUCAUAGCAGUAGUCACUAUACCAAAAGAAGAAGAAGCAAUCAUGCCGGUGUGCGCCCACUGUUCAAAACCAUUAGUCGUCGAAGUCGAAGCCGACAGCUCCGACGAAGAAACCAACGACAAUAGCACCACCCAACAACCGACAACAACCGUCCCCGAUGACGUCCGCCUCUCCUGCGACGACCACUUCCACUGGGAAUGCCUGCUAUCCGCCUAUGAGAUCCAGCGAUGUCCCGCCUGUUCUCACGACAUCACCUCCUCACCCGCGGGUCCCUCCGCGGAGACCAACACGCGCAUCCUCGUCGACUUGACCAAUGAAGGAGGCUUCCAAGAACAAAUCGAUAUUUUUCCGCUCCUCCAAGAAGAAUCCUACCUCCGUGCUUAUCCCGAAGAGAGGAAAUGUCGCGCCUUUCUCGAAUUCUGCCGCGAAGGCGAUUAUCGCGCGAUUAUCGACUUGUUGAAAUCCUGCUCGGAAAACGACGAUGAGAUUGGUGCAGACGAUACGAUGGACGUCGACGACGACGACGAGGAUGAAGAUGAAGAGAACAGCAAGUCCGCCCAAGAAAUCAUCCGCUACCAAGAUCCGCUGCACAACUCUCAAUCCGGGCUCCACGCGGCCGUCGCAAACGGCCACCGCGAGGUCGUCUGGCUCCUAUUACUCCUCGCAAGCGAUCUCCCCGAACUCGAAUUCCCCGCGCUAGUCUAUCAAGAAGCUGCAUCGUUGGGCGUCAUGCGAGAGCCAAAUUUCGAGGAUGCAGAUCGCGAGAAGUUUCCUGAUAUUCGGAGUUUGAGGGAUGGCUUGGGACGUACGGCGGAGGAUAUUGCGCGGGAGAUGAUGGAGCGGGCGGAGGCGUCGAUCAUUGGGGCGGGAGAGGGACUCAUUUGGAAUGGAUGGAUUGGGAAGGGGAGAUUGGCGAUGCCGGCAUCGGAUUGAUGGGUGAUUCCCGACAGGGGUUUGAUGAUUACCACAAUAUGAAUGUGACGCAUGACGCGCAUGGACGCUUUCUGACUGGGGACCCGGGAAGCUCGUCUGGCUGUCUAUAUCGUCUAUCUUUCUCUCCUUGAGCCUUCUCAACAGAGAACCAUGUACACCCGCGCUCCGGCUUCCUAUUGUUGUUGCUUGCGUUGACCUUGCACGCCCUUCCGACUGAGUAAUUGCGACAACAUGAAAUGACUAACAUCCUCAUCGCUGAAAUACGAGAUAUGACUUGCAAUAGCUGCGAUCAAAUUGAUAUCGAAUGCACCUUCCUGAAUCGCAUAAUCCACGCGACCAUUCGCAUUGAGUUUCCGCAC